Molecule: messenger RNA, 2447 nt
Organism: Nannospalax galili (Upper Galilee mountains blind mole rat)
Lineage: Eukaryota; Metazoa; Chordata; Mammalia; Rodentia; Spalacidae
Gene: Igfbp3
Product: insulin like growth factor binding protein 3
Exons: 5
Coding region: 167-1045 (292 amino acids)
Biological process (GO): regulation of insulin-like growth factor receptor signaling pathway
Cellular component (GO): extracellular region
Molecular function (GO): insulin-like growth factor II binding; insulin-like growth factor I binding; fibronectin binding
Source: RefSeq, a predicted model, not a curated record
ACGCGCCCAGGCUGGCCAGAUGCGAGCCAGCUUGGUGGCUGGGCGCUAAGGACCUGCUGCUCACUGCCCAGAUCCCGAGCAAUCGCCCGGCCCUGUGCGCCAUCGCUCGGCUCCGCUCCGCUCGGCUCCUCUCCUCCGCCGAGCCGCAGGCCCUCCGGCGGGCGCCAUGCAUCCCGCGCACCCGGCGCUCUGGGUGGCUGCGCUCACGGCUCUGGUUCUGCUCCGUGGGCCGCCGGUGGCGCGGGCCGGCACGGGCAUGGUGGGCGCGGGCCCCGUAGUACGCUGCGAACCCUGUGACGCGCGUGCGCUGGCCCAGUGCGCGCCUCCGCCCUCCACGCCCAGGUGCACCGAGCUGGUGCGAGAGCCAGGCUGUGGCUGCUGCUUGACCUGUGCGCUUCGCGAGGGCGACCGGUGCGGCAUCUACACCGAGCGCUGCGGCUCCGGCCUCAGCUGCCAGCCGCCGCCUGCGGAGCCGCGUCCGCUGCAGGCGCUGCUGGAUGGCCGCGGGUUCUGCGUGAACGUCAGCGCCGCUGGCCGCCUGAGCGCCUAUCUGCCCGCCGCAUCCGCUCCAGGAAAUGCCAGUGAGUCUGAGGAAGACCGGAACACUGGGAGUAUGGAGAACCAGGCUGCCUCCAGCACACACCGGGUGACUGACUCCAAGUUCCAUCCACCCCAUGCAAAGAUAGAUGUCAUUAAGAAAGGCCAUGCCAAGGAUAGCCAGCGCUACAAAGUUGACUAUGAAUCACAGAGCACAGACACCCAGAACUUCUCCUCUGAGUCUAAGCAGGAGACAGAAUACGGUCCCUGCCGCAGAGAAAUGGAGGACACGCUGAAUCAUCUGAAGUUCCUCAAUGUGCUGAGUCCCAGAGGUGUCCACAUCCCAAACUGUGACAAGAAAGGGUUUUAUAAGAAGAAGCAGUGUCGCCCUUCCAAAGGCAGAAAACGGGGCUUCUGCUGGUGUGUGGACAAGUAUGGACAGCCUCUGCCAGGCUAUGAUACCAAAGGGAAGGAUGAAGUAAACUGCCUCAGCACACAGAGCCAGUAGAUGCCACUGUGCCACCUAAUAUGGAGCUCAAAUACGCCUUAUUUUGCACAAAAGACUGCCAAGGACAUGAUCAGCAGCUGGCUACAGCCUCGAUUUAUAUUUCUUUUUGUGGUGAACUGAUUUUUUUUUAAAAAAACCAAAGUUUAAACAGAGAUUUUUGAAAUGCCUAUGGCUCCUUUAAAUAGUAAACUUGAGCAUCUUUCUAUUUUCCAGUAGUCAACAAAAAGCAGUUGGAAUUUUCCUAUUGCUUCCCAUAAAAACACUCCUGCACUUGCCCAGGCCAUGGAUGCACCCUGUCCCCUCUCCUCCCAUCAUGGGGCUGCAAUGCUUACCCUCUGCCUUCCUGACUUCAGCGAUUCUGUUGCUGAUGUAGAAAACUCCUCUCCCCAUUCCCUGUAAAUGAUGCAGGCCUUAUGGAGAAUAGGGAAACUCCCAACCACCUGUCACCUGGAUAUCCUGAUGCUGGUGCCAUCUCUAAAUCAAAUGCCUGGGCCACUAUCUACAAGUGACCUGAUCUGCUUGGAAACUAUGGGAGAGAAUAGGUGGAAUCUUAUUAAAAAUGACCAAGAAUGUUCUAGGGCACUCUGGGAGCCCAUAAAGGCAGGGACCCUCCUUUGUCAGGCAGCUUUCUGAAGAUGUGGCCCAGUGGAAGGCUUCAGUGACCUUUGCUGUGGUCCCAUAGGGUAGGAGGGGCAGGGGCAGUGGGUGUCAGCCUCCAAGUUCAGCGGCAUCACCACUGAUAACAGCACAGUUCUUCAGAUGACUGCAGAAAAUAGUGUUUUCUGGUCCAGCUCCUCAAAACAAAGUUUAUUUGGGGGAUAAACUCUUUAAAAGCAAAAGAUGUAUUUUCAUCUCUCAUCCUUACUAUCUAAACAGGAAAGAGGAAUGAAUGGCUUGCUGGAGAGCCUGGCAAGGACACUGGGAACACAGAGUAUUUGUUGAACUUGGGGUCCUUUUCAUAUUUUUCUUUAUAAUUCACACGUAUAUGCAGACAAGAUGUGUCCUUAAUUGUUAACAUUGUAUACAACGUAGCCCAAAUAUAAUAUGAUCUGUACUAGAUAAUCCUAGAUAAAAUGUUAGCGAUAAUAGAUGAUAUAACCACGGUCACACCCCAGGAAAGGAGCCCAUGUCUGGAGGCUGGGCUGCUCUCCCCAAGGCCAAGCCCAAGGAGGUCUGGCAACAGAAGGGUGCAAGGAGACUCUACCCUGCCCCGCCGUGGCCUGCAGGGUGGACAUACGCUGCACAGAGCUCUCCUUGAGAACACAGAGGAAUCUCAAGACAUUCUGCCUACCUAUUAGCUUUUCUUUAUUUUUUUAAUUUUUUUGGAAAAAAAAUGUAUUUUUGAAAAGUUUGUCUUGCAAUGUAUUUAUAAAUAGUAAAUAAAGUUUUUAUCAUUAGAAAA